Molecule: messenger RNA, 974 nt
Organism: Chenopodium quinoa (quinoa)
Lineage: Eukaryota; Viridiplantae; Streptophyta; Magnoliopsida; Caryophyllales; Amaranthaceae
Product: high mobility group B protein 3-like
Exons: 8
Coding region: 215-655 (146 amino acids)
Source: RefSeq, a predicted model, not a curated record
AGAGAAAACUGAAAAACACUCGCGUUGGAAUUUCAAUUCAAAUUCCCACAAAACCCCUCCUCUUCUCCCCUUUUAUCUCUCCGCUCCUUUCCCCUUCUCUUCUUAUCAUUCUCUCUCUUCUCUCUCUCAAUUUCGCAUUUCUCUCCUCAAACCGCAUAUCUUUCUCUCUCUAUUUUCUCUCUCUUCCUUCAAACCCUAACCCUAGCCUCCAGAUAUGAAGGGAGGAAAAGCUAAGGCUGAUACCAGGAGAGGCGGUGAUGCUAAGCUUUCUGUGAAGAAAGGAGCCGCGGCUAAGAAGGGGAAGCCAGCAAAGGACCCUAACAAGCCAAAGAGGCCCCCAAGUGCCUUCUUUGUUUUCAUGGAGGAGUUUAGAGUGACAUACAAGCAGAAGCACCCCAACAACAAAUCUGUUGCUGCUGUUGGGAAAGCUGGUGGUGAGAAGUGGAAAUCAUUGACUGAAGCUGAAAAGGCUCCCUACAUCCAGAAAGCAGAGAAGAGGAAGGCUGAUUAUGAAAAGAGCAUGAACACCUACAACAAGAAAUUGGCUGAAGGUAAAGAUGCCGAGGAAGAAGAGGAGUCAGACAAGUCUAGGUCUGAGGUGAAUGAUGAGGAUGACGAAGAAGGCAGUGGCGAGGAGGAGGAAGAUGAUGAUUAAGUGUUCCAGAGUGGGAUGAUGAAGGUGUUUUGUGGUUUUGGAGCGCCUCAUCUUGAUUGGAAGUAUAAACUGUUAGUAGUUUAAUAUAAGGUAUCAAGAAAAAAAAUCAUCACUCUGUAUUUUAAGUCUUAACUUUGACUUGAUUUAGCUUUUGGCAUCUUUGCCCUGUAGAGCAAGUAGUGAUUUACUUUCGUUCUUAGUUUAAACAUGAUUAAGAUCGCGUUGGGUUAGCUGAAUGAAUGGUAAUCUUAAAUACAGUAGUUGUUUUUCUGUGCCCAAUUCUCUCCAGUAAAUUGAAUGUCAUCUAUCCUUUUCAUUA